AUGAGUGUCUUUAACAGUGCGGUGAGCCGCAGGGGCCGACCGCAGGGGGCCCGAGCCGACAGAAAAGCUGUGUUCUCUGCUGAGGGCCCCGCUCCCUGCACAUGUGUGAUGAUGUCAGCAGUUACAGGUUCCUCUCCGUCCUCAUCCCACAGACGGCCGGGGGGCAGAGGUCGCGCCGUCUGGGAGGAAACAGCAGCCGCCGCUAAAUCAACCGCAUCACAGCAGCAGAGGCAUAGUUGGAGCGUGAUGUCAGCCGCCUCCACAGGACGCCACUGCGGAUAA
Messenger RNA from Knipowitschia caucasica, 282 nucleotides. Lineage: Eukaryota; Metazoa; Chordata; Actinopteri; Gobiiformes; Gobiidae. The record is from the annotation of a GenBank genome assembly.